UCUCUUUUGCCUUUUCUCUUGUUUUUCUUUCCACAUUCAUUUUAUUUUAUACCAACAACAUCCAGGUGUAUCAAGCAUGUCCUCAUUUCCCCCAUUUGCUUCUGAAGCAAGAACAGGUCGGGAGAAUCAAACAUACGAUGACCAAUAUGCCCGUCAAGUUGCAGGAUGCCUACCUAUAGAUGUGAAAAAUCAACGUAUCCUUUUAGUCCAAAGCAGUAAACAUGAUCAUAUUUGGGUGAUGCCUAAAGGUGGAUGGGAAAAUGAUGAAACUGUAGAACAAGCUGCUGCUAGGGAAACAUAUGAAGAAGCUGGUGUUUGUGGAGAUAUUGUUGGUUUUAUUGGUGAUUAUAUGGAUUAUGACAAGUUUGAUCGUCCUAAAACUCAUUUUUGGUUCUAUGAAAUGCAUAUCAAAGAAAUCCUUGAUACUUGGCCAGAAAUGCGACAACGAAGAUGGUUUACGUUUGAUGAAGCCAUGCACGUGCUACGAUUCAAGCCAAUCAUGCAACGGGCUUUACAACGAUCCAGUCUUGCCUCUCUUCCUUCUGUUUAGAUGUAAUUUUAACUAGAUUAUUAUAUUUGUAUCUUUUUUCCUUUAGAUGUUUUAUUUUUUGCUUAAUCUCCCUACAAUUCAUUUGAUGCUAUCAAUUAUCUAAAUCUGAAUAAAACAAAAACCGAUGUCAUUUUUAUACCAGA
Halteromyces radiatus is the source of this 693-nucleotide messenger RNA. Its product is annotated as NUDIX hydrolase domain-like protein. The record is from RefSeq and is a predicted model, not a curated record. Gene Ontology annotation, molecular function: pyrophosphatase activity. NCBI's taxonomy places the organism in Eukaryota, Fungi, Mucoromycota, Mucoromycetes, Mucorales, Cunninghamellaceae. The transcript has 5 exons. Gene Ontology annotation, cellular component: nucleus; cytoplasm. Bases 77 to 550 code for a protein of 157 amino acids.